Cicer arietinum (chickpea) is the source of this 2835-nucleotide messenger RNA. Its product is annotated as CRM-domain containing factor CFM3, chloroplastic/mitochondrial. NCBI's taxonomy places the organism in Eukaryota, Viridiplantae, Streptophyta, Magnoliopsida, Fabales, Fabaceae. The record is from RefSeq and is a predicted model, not a curated record. Gene Ontology annotation, molecular function: mRNA binding. Gene Ontology annotation, biological process: RNA splicing, via transesterification reactions.
CUCUGUGAAAGAGGUUUGGGUAGAAAGAUUAGAGGUUUUUAAUUUCAUCAUAAUCAUAACCAUGCUAUGGCACUCCAACCAAUUCCACUGACAUGUUAUCGUUCCUCUUCUCUGCAUUUUCUCUCUUCCCAAACUCAAACCAACACCACUCUCAAAUUCGCACUUUCUUGUUCCAACCAAACAGCACAAGUCCAAGUUAAGGUUGUUAAGAAGAAAAAAAACAACACCACCAGACCAAGUUUCUCUGACCAAAUUCGAAAUAAAUGGUCCCUCAAAUUAGGUUCCCAAACAGAAAAGUUCCCAUGGCAGCAACAACAACAACAACAACAAGAAAAGCCACCACAAUUGGAGGAACAACCGCAAUCCCAAGAGAACGAGUCUUCAACGAAUUUGAAUUUUGAGUUUCCAAAGCGUUUACCUCCUUGGCACGUGCCAGAAAAUUCUAGAAAACCAAAGUUCGACGAAAAUGAGAAACCGUUACAGAAAAGUUUUAGUGGUUCUGUUACGGAAGAAAGAGAAGUUCAAGAAUCGGAAAGUAGAAGUGAUUUGAAGAAAAGGAGAAGCAAUGCGGAGUUGGCGGAGAGGUUGAUUCCUGAACAUGAGUUGCGGAGGCUCAGAAACAUUGCGUUGAGAAUGGUGGAAAGGUUUAAUGUUGGUGUGGCUGGUAUUACGCAGGAAUUGGUGGAUUCUAUUCAUGAAAAGUGGUUGGUUGAUGAAGUUGUUAAGUUCAAGUUUGAUUCUCCUCUUUCUGCUAAUAUGAAAAGAGCUCAUCAAAUUCUUGAGAGUAAAACUGGAGGUAUUGUGGUAUGGCGAUCAGGCAGUUCCAUAGUGUUAUAUCGAGGAAUGACCUACAAGCUACCUUGUGUAGAAUUGUACACAAAAGUAAAUGAUAUUAAGGAGAAUGCUGUGGAUCAUUCAGUGCAUGUUGGAAGUGGAAGUAAUGCUCAAGUAAGUGUGCAAGAAAUGGUUGGACCUAUAGAAUCAUUUAAUCGAAACGCUGCAGAGUAUUUGAAAGACAUGAGUGAAGAAGAAUUGAUGGAAUUAAUCGAACUCAACCAUUUGUUAGAUGAGUUGGGUCCGCGCUUCAAAGAUUGGACAGGCCGCGAGCCUUUACCUGUUGAUGCAGACAUGUUACCUGCUCUGGUUCCAGGGUAUAAAACUCCAUUUAGACUUCUUCCAUAUGGGGUGAAACCUUGUUUAUCCAACAAGGAAAUGACUGUCAUCCGUAGGAUUGCCAGAAGAACGGCUCCACAUUUUGCCCUUGGAAGAAAUAGAGAACUACAAGGUCUAGCUAGAGCUAUAGUUAAGCUGUGGGAAACAAGUGCUAUUGCGAAAAUAGCCAUCAAACGUGGUGUUCCCUAUACUUGUAAUGAUAGGAUGGCUGAAGAACUCAAGAAACUGACUGGGGGAACUCUAGUUUCCAGAAAUAAGGAAUAUAUUGUAUUUUACAGGGGCAAUGACUUCUUGCCUCCCACUGUCACCAAUACCUUGACCGAGAGACAGAAACUAACUGUUCUCCAACAAGAUGAAGAAGAGAAAGCACGACAAAAUGCUUUAUCUAUUACUAUAUCAAAUAGAAAAUCAUCUCAAAUGCCGUUACUUGCUGGCACCCUUGCUGAGACUAGGGCAGCAACCACCAACUGGGGACACCAGCCAAGUAAACAAGAAGCUGAGAAAAUGAUGAGAGAAUCCACCUUGGAUAGACUUUCUUCUUUAAUCAGAAAUCAUGAGAAGAAACUAGCUCUGGCAAAAGCAAGAUUCAAGAAGGCUGAGAAGGAUUUAGCGAAAAUACAGGGUGAUCUGGACCCAGCAGACCUUCCAUCUGAUUUGGAGACAUUAACUAAUGAAGAGAGAUUUUUGUUUAGGAAGAUUGGUCUGAGUAUGAAGCCAUAUUUACUUCUAGGGAGGCGAGAUGUUUAUGCUGGCACCAUAGAAAACAUGCAUCUACACUGGAAAUAUCGAGAGGUCGUAAAGAUAAUUGUGAAAGGGAAAAAUUUAGCCCAAGUUAAGCACAUUGCGAUAUCUUUGGAAGCUGAGAGUGGUGGGGUGCUAGUAUCUGUUGACAAGGAUACCAAAGGCUAUAUAAUAAUUCUUUAUCGUGGGAAGAACUACUUCCGUCCGCAGGUUACAAGACCCAAAAGCUUGUUGACACGAAGACAAGCAUUGGCUCGGUCUAUUGAGCUUCAAAGACGAGAGGCACUGAAAUAUCAUAUCUCAGAUUUACAGGAGAUGAUUGAGUUGCUAAAAUCUGAGCUGGAGGAUAAGAAAAAUGAAAAGGUGAAUGAUGGUGACAAAACUAUGUACUCAACAUUGGCUAACACCCUUGUUUCUUCUGAUGAUGACUUGGAAGACCUAAAUACUUUCUUUCCUUAGACAAAUACCAGAAUGAAGAAACAAGAUUCAUUUUGACAAAGACAUGAUGAUCAAGAACUUGAAACAUCAAAUCAAUAAUGUGAAGCUUAAGCUACAGAACUUACAAUUGCUUGGAGAAGUUGAGCAUUAUGGGUGAUUGAGAAGAUGGACAACAAUGUGAAGCUUAAGCUACAGAGCACAAAAACAUGAGACAUGCCUUCGAUGUGUCCCACAGAACUUUUCUCAGGUGAGCAGCAUUGUCGGGUGUCAUUUAUACAAGUAGAUUUAUGUCCAGCCUCCAAGUGAUGUAACAUGUGUAAUGGUUAAUUCAGUUUUAUGGAUGAUUGAUUGUAUGCUCAAUUCAGUUGGAUAGAUGGAUAAUGUUAUCCCUUGACAUUACAUGUUCAUAUUUCUGUAAAUAUUUAUUUCAGUAAAAAAAAGAAUCACGGAGGAAAGUUCUUAUCUUUGCCAUCCAUUUUACUA